Messenger RNA from Spirodela intermedia, 4117 nucleotides. NCBI's taxonomy places the organism in Eukaryota, Viridiplantae, Streptophyta, Magnoliopsida, Alismatales, Araceae. The record is from the annotation of a GenBank genome assembly.
AUGGAGGUGGCGCCGCCGCCGCCGCCGCCGAAACCGAGGCGCGAGUUCCCGGCAUUCCCGUAUGAUCCAUAUCCAAUACAGAGCGACUUCAUGGUUGCUCUGUACGGGUCACUCGACAGAGGAGGCGUCGCCAUGCUGGAGAGCCCCACAGGUGGAUCAGCAGUGCCGUCCUCUUCCUUCACAGUCCUUCCUCUUCCAAUGUGUGAUAGUUGAUUGAUUAUUCGAUAUGGCGUGUUUCUGCCUCGUUCACUUGUUUAGGAACCGGAAAAACCCUGAGCAUCAUCUGUAGCGCGCUGCAGUGGAUCGUUGAUCGGAGGCAGCGGGCUAAAGUUGAGCAGAAGGUGCGUGCAACGAAAACGACUUGUUGCGACGAAGAAGAGCCGGAUUGGAUGAGGGAUUUCAUCGUUGAUUCUGUGGAGAUUCACCAGGUACAGACAAAGGGAAGGAAAUUGGGUACCGUACAUAAUACUAGGUCGUCACCCAGGAAGUACAGUGAUGUGCGGAGAGCAGAAGAGGUUUCUUCUGACAAUCCCGUGGAAAUUGACGAGGCGGAGUUUCUGGUAGAAGAAUACGAGAGCGAAGAAGAUGAGAUGUUAGGAACUGGGAAGUUUAAGACGAAGAGAGAGAGGGGUUCCGGUUGGAACAGCAGCGAUGAAGAAGAUGAAGCUUCUGACAUAAUAGAAGACGACGUGGAGGUGACUCCGAAGAUCUAUUUUUGUAGCAGAACCCAUUCACAGCUGUCACAAUUUGUGGGAGAGUUCAAGAAGACGAAGUUUGCUUCUGAACUUAAUGCAAUUUGCUUGGGCGCCAGGAAGAAUUUAUGCAUCAAUAAAGGUGCAGCUCUAACUUGGUAGCAAGUUGGGCACAUCUUGUUUUGCAUGUUUCUUACAUUUUCCGUCUCCGCAGGGGUUUUAAAAUUGGGGAAUUCAAACAGGAUCAAUGAGAGAUGUUUGGAGCUGCAGACGAAUAAAAAAGGCAAGAAUGUAAAAGAGUCCAAAUGUAAGGUAUUGGGCAUAACCGAUACCCUUCCUGUCUCCCGUUUUUGUUACAAUCAAAGUUGAUAAUAACCUACUGAGGAAAUUAUAAGUCAUGGAAUUUUUUAAAGAAAACCAGGGAAAAAUAUUCCUUUUCAUAAUUGGUGGUAUACUCUUCAUGCAGAUAGUAUGUGAUCCAUCUCGUUUCAAUUGAGGACCAGGACUUCUCGUACAGUCAUUAAUUUGUGAUAGCGUUAGUACUGAGUUUAAUGGGGAUAUAAUAACUUGUUUACUCUAUUUGUAAUAUAAAUCUUGUCUCCAGCGGUGUGAUAUGCCAUCUCUCCCUUCUAACUCAGUUGGAAUCAUUUGUUUUCUGAUCACUUAUACUGAAGUCACAAUACGUAGGUACAGAGUGGGGGAGGGAAAAUUCACCGGAGAAAAGCUUCAAUUGGCUGUCCAAUGCUCAAAAAGAGAAGUCUGCAAACAAAACUCAGGAAUGAAGUACUUGACCGAGAUAUCUUGGACAUUGAGGAUCUUAUUGAUCUUGGGAAGAAGAUUGGAACCUGUCCAUAUUAUGGUGCCCGGAGAGUUGUCCCAGCAGCUGACAUUGUAAUCCUUCCAUAUCAAUCUCUUCUCCUGAAAUCUGCACGUGAGUCACUUGGUUUGAAUUUGAAGAACAACAUUGUAAUCAUAGAUGAAGCGCACAACCUUGCAGACUCUCUUACCAACAUGUAUAACUCAAGGGUCACUGUUUCUCAGGUACAAGCAAGGUUUACCAUUAUAAAAUAUUCUACGCAUUGUUGAAAUGUUUAUUUUUUUCAUGGACUAUGGUAAUAUUUUUUCUUCUAAAUUAGAAAAUAUCAUUCCAGAGAGUUAGAAAAAAUAAUCACUGUCUUUCUAAUCAAGCUUAGAGGAUAAUUGUUUGUUAAUUUGUAAGGAUUUGAUUUAUUCUCUUUCCGACAAAGGGAGAAAUUGUGGCCAGAGUCUGACGUGUUUUUUCCAUUUUCAGUUAGAUAAUGUACGAUCCUACCUUGACAUAUACUUUGAGAGGUUCCGUGCUUGUCUGGGAGCUGGCAAUCGACGAUACAUCCAGACAAUUAUGGGUCUAACAAAGGCCUUUCUUGGCAUACUGCUCAGAGAUGAGAGUGACACUCCCAGCACUGCUGAAAAUUCAUCUGAAUCAAAAAUUGCUGCUGAUUCUUCAUUGACCAUAAAUGAAUUCUUAUUUUCUCUUGAAAUUGACAACAUCAACUUGGUAAAAUUGUGCCAGUACAUAAAGGAAUCUAAUAUCAUCCAUAAGGUACUAUGCUUUUUGGCUUGUAAGUUCAAAUUGUGUUUCCUAUACUCUAAGAAAUUAUCUUUUCUUAUUGUAUAGGUCAGUGGCUACGGUGCAAAAGUUUCUAGCUUGCGCAGACAUCUGCAGCUUGAUGAGGACGAGAACAACAUUCCUGAGGGAACUAUCAUAUCAAGUUUCCAGGCACUGUCCGAUCUGUUGUAUUCCCUCACAUAUAGCAAUGAUGAUGGAAGAAUGAUAAUCUCAAGACGACUCCAUUUGUGCCCCGAGAAUUCCGGAGAAGGGUGCCUUAAAUUUGUCAUGCUUUCUGGAGACAAGAUAUUUUCCGAGGUCUUGAGUGAACCUUGUUGGCUUAGAUACAUAUCAUGAUGUUAUUUUAUUUAGUGCUGUAAUUAUAAAUGAUUCCUGAAUUUUUACAGAUAACGGAAGAAGCGCAUGCAGUGGUCCUGGCAGGGGGAACUCUUCAGCCGAUUGAGGAGACAAGAAUCCGCUUGUUCCCUGGCUUACCUGCAGACAACAUGCAUUUCUUCUCAUGCAAUCACAUUGUUCCUCCCGAGAGCAUCUUACCUGUUGCCAUUUGUCGAGGCCCUUCUGGCAAGACAUUUGAUUUCAGCUACAGCUCACGUUCUUCCCCUGAUAUGGUUGGUAUUGGCUCUUGGCUUUCCUAAACUCCUCUUCUUUAUAUUCACUACUGAGCUGCAGGCACUCUCCUAAGAAGUCUUUUUUUAAAAUAUAUAUUAUUUAGUUAUUUAUUAUAAGAUUACCGAUUUUGCAGUUAUCCUAAAAAGGAGUUUUUUAAUCUCUCUGCCUCAAUAUCAUGGAUUCACAUGUCUCAUCCUUCUUUCUUGUGUCUUUUAUUGUAGUUUUUUUAGUAUAAAUGGAAAUAUUUUGCCAUAAAAGUCGAUCACUCGUAAUCCUUGUCCCAUUAAUGGAAGUCAACCAAGAUUAACUUUAUUGUUAUUCAAGAUCUUGCUCAAAUAUUAGCAUAGUUUUCAUAGUAGUGUGGAGGAUCCCAUGCAUUGACGACUGGGCUGAUUUCUCUGCUUCGGCAUCAUCCUCCCGCAGAUGGAGGAACUGGGGCGCCUACUCUGCAACCUUGCGGCCGUCGUUCCUGAAGGCAUAGUGAUGUUCUUCUCCUCCUUUGACUACGAGGGUCUCGUAUAUGAAGCAUGGAAGACUUCAGGUGUCCUCGCGAGAAUCCAGAAGAAGAAGCUCGUGUUCAGAGAGCCCAGAAGCAGCGGCGAGGUCGAGCUCGUACUUAAAGAGUACAGGGAAGCGAUUGCUCCCAGGGAAGAAGGGCCAAGUGGCGCGUUGCUAUUGGCUGUCGUCGGCGGGAAGGUCUCCGAGGGCAUCAACUUCAGCGACGGAAUGGGCCGUUGCGUUGUCAUGGUGGGCCUCCCCUAUCCGAACCCAUCCGACGUGGAGCUGAUGGAGAGGGUCAAAUAUAUUGACCGACUAGGGGAGUCAGCGGCUCAUGCCACGACGUUUGGUCAGCCUGGAUUCGAGGCCCUGAGGAGUUGCAGCCAGAGGGGGAGGGAAUACUACGAGAACCUGUGCAUGAAGGCUGUCAACCAGUCGGUCGGUAAGUCAACGGUCGUCAUUCCCAGCGUUCACUUCUUUCUGUUGCUCCCUCUCACUUUUUGGCCGCGGUCAAGGCCGAGCGAUCAGGCACAUCAAGGACUACGCCGCCAUUCUCCUGGUUGACUCCCGCUACGGGCCCAAGCCGUCGAGAGCACCCGUUGACAAGCUCCCCCAGUGGAUAAGAUCCCACCUCAUCUUCCCCACAGGCGGCUACGGAGAAGUCCACCGCCUCCUCCGCCAGUUCUUCCAAUUCAACCGCCAGAGGUAA